Messenger RNA from Parastagonospora nodorum SN15, 1785 nucleotides. RefSeq lists its product as hypothetical. NCBI's taxonomy places the organism in Eukaryota, Fungi, Ascomycota, Dothideomycetes, Pleosporales, Phaeosphaeriaceae. Gene Ontology annotation, biological process: amino acid catabolic process. The transcript has a single exon. Bases 1 to 1785 code for a protein of 594 amino acids. Gene Ontology annotation, molecular function: L-amino-acid oxidase activity; polyamine oxidase activity. The record is from RefSeq and is a predicted model, not a curated record.
AUGAUCAACUUUCUAGAGGAGUGCUGGGCGCCAGCUCUUGCUUUGGGUAUCUUUGCUGUAACAGUCGUCGGAACUCCAGUAGUAACGAAAGCCGAGAGGGACAUCGAAAAUCAGCAGAGACCUCUCCUACAAGAUUUCGAUGCAUUAGGGACAUGGUUCGAGGAAGUUGCCUCGAUCGAACACACGCCAGCGAAACGUGAACCAAAUGUCAGCAUCGCAAUAGUGGGAGCAGGCGUAUCAGGGCUCGCAACUGCUCUCAUGCUGGACUCUGUCGGCGUCCACAAUUGGGAAAUCAUCGAAGCUAGCGGGCGUGUGGGCGGUCGAUACAGAACAAAGUUUGUUGGCGGCACCCAAGAGUAUGCGGAGAUGGGACCGAUGCGCUUGCCCUGGAACGUAACAUACAAAAGCGACAACACCACGGAGAUCUAUACCGACCAUCGCAUGGUAUUUGACCUUGCGGAUUGGCUGAACGAGCUAAACGGCCACGACCCGAAAUGGACCAUCAACUUUGCUCCCUGGAUCCAACACCAUCCGAACGAGCUUUAUGCACGAGGGACAAAAAGACUACCUGACGGGCGAGUGCCAACCAGGGCAGACGUCGAGGCUAAUUCGAACCUGGCAGCAGCCCCCAUCUUGACGACUGAAGAGUACAACAGCACGCUGAAGAAGAUGAACCAAAUUUUGAUGGACGAGAAGACUCUUCGCGAGAUACAGCGAGAUCCUUGGCGCGCUCACAAAAAGGCCAUGGACCAGGGCUUAGAUGAUAUAUCCGAGCAGAGUAUGAUGCGGAACAUCUGGCAGGCCAGCGAGAACGUAACUGAUGCGAUCUGGACAAGCAAAGAUUACGACAUAUUUUGGGAUGAGAUGCACCACAACUCAAACCUGGAGCUGAGCGGGAGCCCUGGAACUCUCGGCCUGACCCAGUGGAAGUAUGUUGAGGGAGGCUUCGAUCGAAUUACGGACGCCUUCAUUCCCCAGGUGUCCGACAAAUUGACGCUGAAUCGCAAGAUUCGCAAGCUCGAGUAUGUACAAGAUCAUGGCAGAGCAGCCAGAACUAGACUUUCGUGGAUCGAAGGGAAGGGAGAGAAUCGCACUACACGCUCCAAAGAGUUCGAUUUCACGAUAAUGGCUGUGCCAUUCACCAUGACGCGCUUUAUGGAACUCCCCAAGUUCUCUUCGGUCCUGAGCCGCGCCAUGGGCGCGUCAGGAUUGCGGUUCCAGUCCGCUUGCAAAGUUGCACUGCUGUUCAAAGAACGGUUUUGGGAGAAAGGUCCACGUCCAAUCUUUGGUGGCUAUUCUCGCCCUCGGAGUGAACCAGUUGGCUCACUGUACUAUCCCAUGUAUGGCUUCAACGAGACUGGCCGUCCAGGCUUGAUCACGCAUUAUCGCGGUGCAGACUGGGCCGACUUCUUCGUCAGUCUUUCCAAGGAGCAAUAUGUCGAAAUGAUACUGGACGCAAUCGCAGACCUCCAUGGAGAAGAAGUCAGAGAGCUGUAUACCGGCGACUAUGAACAUCUGUGCUGGCAGCAGGACGAGUUCAGUGCUUCUGCUUGGACGAGGCCAAACAUAGAACAGCACAAGCUGUACAUCCCGUCUUAUUUCCGCACCGAGCACAACACUAUUUUCAUCGGCGAACACACGGCCCCAACUCAUGCCUGGACUAGCUCAGCUUUGUACUCUUCCGUCAGAGGAGCCGUGCAACUGUUGCUGGAAAUUGGGAUGGUCGAGGAAGCGAAGGAGUUGAACGCAAAGUGGAUGGGUCGAUGGCUGACUGGAAAACGGUAA